GGCAGGCAAGCUGCGACCGGCACACACACAAAGAGUACUCUCCCUCACACACACAUUCUCUCUCUCUCACACACACACACACACACACACACACACACACUGCCCAGAGCUCCUCCAACCAGAUCUGGAACCUUUCAGCCCCAGGUGAAAAGACAGAAAGCGGAGGAGGGGAGUGGAGGCCGGCCAGAGGAAGAAGAAGGAGAGGGCAGGGGGGAUCAGUGAGAAGAAAAGAGCGAAAGACAGAACAGAACUACCUGUUAGUGAGAUCUGGGACUCUGCUGAAGAAACCGUGGGAGCUGGGAACACAGGCUAUAGGAUGAUUCUGCUGUCCUCUUGCUCCAGGAGGGCUGCAGUGGAGCCUUGACCGUCCUUGGUGGAAAGGGAGGGGGUGGGUGGCCACAACGGACACUGCCACGGCCACCACGCUGCCACAAUGUCCUCCUUGGUGUGCAACAUGGGGCUGGUGCUGGUAGAGUUUGAGUACGAGUACAUGGGCCGCGACGGGGUCCUGGUGUCCAUCAAGCCCAACGAACGCUACAUCCUGCUGGCCAAGACCAACGACCACUGGUGGCACGUGAGGAAGAACGAGCAAGCAAGGCCCUUCUAUAUACCUGCUAAAUACGUCAAGGAGCUCCCCGCAGAGUUCCCAUCCCCGCUGGACUUUGCUGACCCACCCAGUCCUGAUUUGGUCCCAAUUCCGGUUCCUGCGCCGGUGCCAGUGCCAGUCCCAAAGCACUCCAUACCAGACCGGGAAGAAACGAGGGCGGGAGAUGAGGUGACUAUCCGCCUCCGCUCCCCGAAGAGACAUCAGAAGACUGAGCACCGCAUGUCCACAUUUGGCGUACCCUUAGAAUUCCACGACCCGUCUCCCGGGGUGUUGAAGCACGGCGGGCUGAACAACUCGCUGCCGGGCCUUCACUCCUACGUUGCCCUUGAGGUUCCCUUAACAGUCCCCUCGUCUCAAGCCAGCAAUAGUGCCAAACACAAGAAGCAAUUAAGCCGGAGUUCCGGUGUGCUCUUCGGCUCCUCCCUGUUGGUGGAGGAGCCUCUCUCCCUGAACCCCCAAGCCCCCAGCUUCAGCCCAGCUGACCCCCUCCACCGGCCCUCCCAGGCCAUCCCAGUGGAGACGUCCAUCAUUCCUGAUGCCAAGGUCACCGGUGGCGGGAUUCCCCAUCAGCAACCUCUGAAAGAGCCGGAAUGUCCUCUGGAGCUGGAGGAGGGAGAAAAGGAUAAAUCUAGUGUGGAGCCUGAGGACGAAUCAAAGGAGGACUCUGAGAAUAUUUAUGAAUCCAUAUUGGACCUGAAGCUGGAUGAGUCCCCUAUAAUAGUAGAGAAGACCCCGACUGUGAGACCUGCUGCUGUGGCUGAACCUAAACCUGUUAUCGCUCCCACUUCUCCAUCUCCAACACAGACACAGGUGGAAAAUGCCAGCCCCAACACUGCUGUUUACGCCAAUGUCACCGAGCUGAAGAAAAACAUCCCACAAUCCCCUCCGUUAGUAGCUCUGAGUCCUGACUUGCCCCUUACCCAGGAGGGAUGGCAGGUGCACACUGACAAGGACAGCGGGAAAGAGUUCUAUUACCGCCCAGCCACGGGCCAAACCACUUGGGCCGACCCCCGCAGCACCCUCCCCUCCACAGACAUGGAGCUGCCCAAGGAGGCGUUGGCUGUCCCGGCCCUGUCCCCGGCCCUGUCCCCGGCCCUUUCCCCGGCCCUUUCCCCGGCCCUGUCCCCGGCCCUGUCCCUGGCCCUGUCCCCGGCCCUGUCCUCGGCCUCAUCCCAGGGUUCCAACUGGGAACAGGUGUUGGAUGAGACUACCGGUCGAAACUACUUCUAUAAUCCCACCUCUGGGGCCACGUCCUGGGGAGCUCCGGAGCCCAUCUCCCCCUCCUCUCCUGUUACUGAGCCUCCUGUGCUGAAGCUCCCAGACAGAGGACCGCCCCCUCUCCCAAAGGAAGACUACCUGACAGAAGACCACGAGGCUCCAGACCCUUCCUCCUCGGUGUUCCCCAAAGACCUCCUGCCAAUUCCGCAGGCUAAACAGGCCGUCAUACCUCGGGCCACUCUAGACAGUGUCCCGGUGGGCUGGAAGCGCUCCAUGGAUGCAGAUGGGAAGACCGUAUUCACCAGCGAACGCACACAGGAGCAGUGGCUCAAGUCUGUGGAUCAAGAAGGAAAGACGUACUACUACCUGAGAGACGGCUCCAGAUCCCAGUGGAACCUUCCAGCAGAGCUCCCGGUUGCAUCCAGUCUGCCCAAGGUGAGGAAUGGAGUGGACCAGGAUAGUCCGCCAGUUCUGAAGAACUGGAGACACACCAUGGGCCCAGCUCAGUUUGGCCCCUCCCAAGAAGACAACAGGUUCUUUCCAACACAUAGGAGAAACGUUUCGGACGUCACCAGUGAAGCAUCCAGCUCAGGCAACUCCCCUGAGAUGCCACACCAUACUGAUAGGUUGGGAGCACGGAGUAGACUGUCACAUCUGAGCACAGACUCGCAUCAUGAGCAUACACAUCUACUGGAGAAGGCAGGGAUCCUGAACAAAACCAAGGUGGCCGACAAUGGGAAAAGAAUUAGGAAGAAUUGGAGUCCGUCAUGGACAGUGCUGCAUGGAGGCAUUCUAACGUUUCACAAAGACCCAAAAUCUGCACCCUCGGGAAACUCUAACAAGACCAAUCAGAUCACCCCAGAGUACACAGUGGAGCUGCGGGGAGCCACUGUGGGCUGGGCCCCCAAGGACAAGUCCAGCAAGAAGAACGUUCUGGAGUUGAAAACGCGUCAUGGGUGUGAGUACCUGGUCCAGUACGACACAGAGAGCAUCAUUUGUGACUGGCACAGGAUCAUACUGGACACCAUCAGACAGCUGGACCAAGAUCACUUGUCGGAAGAGGAAGAGGAGGAGCCUAUGGAGAAAUCUCCACUUGCUUCAGACAGAGACAAGAGGACCAGCUCAGCCACCAAAAUUACACCAGGCAUCAGUGCCGAGUCAUCAGAUCAGGGGCGUGUCCGCACCAAACUACGCAAGUUCCUCCAGAAGAGGCCCACACUGCAGUCAGUGAAGGAGAAGGGCUACAUAAGAGAUAAUGUGUUUGGUUGUCAUCUGGACACGCUGUGCCAUCGAGAGAACAGCACUGUGCCCAGGUUUGUGGAGAAGUGCAUCAGGGCAGUGGAGAUUAGAGGUCUGGACAUUGAUGGGAUCUACAGAGUUAGUGGGAAUCUAGCUGUCAUUCAGAGACUACGCCACAAAGCAGAUCACGAGGAAAAUCUGGACCUAGAGGAUGGUCAGUGGGAAGAGAUCCAUGUGAUCACGGGGGCGCUGAAGCUCUUCCUGAGGGAGCUGCCUGAACCUCUCUUCCCUUACAGCUUCUUCGACAAGUUUAUCGCUGCCAUCAAAAUCCAGGACUACCCUCAGAAGGUGUCGUACUUCCGUGAUCUGGUGAGGUCCCUUCCCCUGCCCAACCACGAUACCAUGCACCUCCUUUUCAAACAUCUCCUCAAAGUGAUUGAGUUUGGGGAAAAGAACCGUAUGUCAGUCCAGAGUGUGGCCAUCGUGUUUGGCCCUACGUUACUCAGGCCCCAGACUGAGUCGGCCAACAUCACCGUUUACAUGGUCUUCCAGAACCAGAUUGUGGAGCUCAUCCUCAAAGAGUUUGAGACGGUGUUUGCCCCCAGCUGAGACAUUUUCUAUGGCAUCCAUGAAUCAAGAGGGAUGGAGACAAUGGGGAUAAGUCCUGGGAAAAGACUGAUGGUUACAUGGGUUGCUAGAUUUGGUAAAGGGAGUUUUUUUUCUGUCAGUGAACUAGCCUUUAACUGUGGAAGUUCCAAGUCUUCAACCUUCAUCCCAAGUUUCAAACUCGUGCUGUCCACCCAUCCAUUCAUCCAUCUGUUUUGGUACUUCCACUCAAAAGAACAUUGACAAAAAGGAAGUUAUGGGAAAAUGGAUGAACAUGUUGACAUAUCAAAAGUUUACCAUGGAUCCGAUGACAAUACCUGGCAAUAGGCAUCAUGUUUAGUUUUACAAAGAAAAUAUAUAUUACAUGUAGGUGUACAUGUAUUUGGGGGAAUAUUCUGAUGUUGUAUCCAUGGUUUGGAGUGACAUAUCUGAGACAGAUCGGUCUUUUUAGUGGAUGACCUCUUAACUAUAUGUUAAAGUCUAUGAAAAAUAUAAAAUAUUGUAUACCUUUCCGAAUAUUACCAAAUCAACAAUACAACUAUGAGAUAUUCCUUAUCAAACGAAUUUAAAUGGUUGUUGUUGCUUUCCUUUUGGCGAGCCAUAUAGAUAACAUACCUUGGCCUUGACUGUAAAGUUAUUUGAUUACAUCCUCCUUUAGAAAAAGGCUGUGGAUUUAUCAAGGAAUACCACUUGCGACUAUAUUGUGGUUCAUUAUGCAUAACGUGGCUGUACGUUAUGGGCAGUACAUAUGAAAUAUUAUGAUAGAGCAUAACUGUACAUUAUGGUUGUUUUAUAGUAUUAAUGUUAUUUCUGAACAAGGAUAAGAACAAUAUAUCAAGAUAUUUUGAACAACUUUUUUUCUCUGUACAUAAGAGUUCAUUUUACCUUAUAAAUGAAUGUUCUUCUAAUAAAAGAACGUCAUUUCUGUCAAUGUUUCUGUCCAAAAGGCUGUGAAGUAUUUGUGGUUAAUCAUAUCAGUAAUGUCAGUUAAUCGAAUCAGAUCUGUAGCUCCACCCACCGGUGAAGUGGAGCAGAGCAUGCUGGGCGAUCUACAGCUCAGAGAAUAAGAUCAGUAGUCAGAGUAAGUUCCAGCCAUCCUUGUCGUUUCCCACCAGUUAGCUUUCAUUGUGUUAGCAGACGCACCCCCACACACACACACACUUUGGUUAAAGCAAGUUGCCAGACCUCUAAGUGCCUUAGUUCAUUCAUACUACAUACACUGUGCGGUGCUGUUCUGUGCUGGUGCAUCUUCAGCAUUAUUAAACCACCUCAACUGGAAUCCUACCUGUCUGUCAUCUGUGCCCUUACCAGCACACAGGAACAAACACAUGAAGUAAAACCUAACCUAAAGAACAUACAGUCCACCAAGUCCUCACUUGCAAUUAUUUAUUUUACCUUGAAAAUAAUUGAGGAUUAAUUAAAUUGACAACAUGAUGACAAUAAUUAGCCUAUAUCACCCCGAAUAUCAUUAAUCAAAAGUAUUGAAAGUAUUUGCAAAGCAUUACGCUACACCCAUAAUAAAAUCUGCUAAACAUGUGUAUGUGACCAAUAAAAUUUGAUUUGAUUUUGAAGACAACGUUUAGAUAGAAUAAUAUAAUUUUAAUGAACUGUGAAUGGCUGGAGUAAAGUCUACUUUCCACUAAUUGGUGAUCUGCGCAGCGCGACUGCAAUAAAAACGUGCUGGAACGCAGCCAGAAUGUGUGGGCUUUGUAGGCUACUCCAAAACGAUAGAGGGCGGAAAUGCACCAGAUGUUGGGCUGUCCAGUACAUUCACAAACCAAAGAACGUAAAAAAAAAAACGUACGUCACUUCUAUCAGACACACAACAACACUAAAAUGGCGGCUGAAGGAGUUGAAGAGGUCGCUUCUAAAGAGCAACUUACAGCGGCACAGAAACAACUUCUCGGGAAAAGACAAGAUCUCGACUAUUGGAAGAAAAACGCGCUAAGAAUACGUAGUCGCAACCGCAUAACUGGACUAGCUAUCGGGGCGUUUGUCAUCGGCAUGUUCAGCUACACUAUCCUCUCAGUGAAGCAGGAGAGGAUCAUGGAGGACAUUGAUAACGAGGCAAAGAUCAAUUACAUCAGAGGCCCCAGGACCGGGACCAACUCUUAAGGAUGUUCCCAGCUCCCUCACCUGCACAGGAACAGUGGAAGCUGAGCUCACACUGAACUGGACUGUCAAUCUGCCAUAUGCAACUGUGGCCAAAAGAUACACACUUGUUUUUGAAAGGUGGAGGCGCCCAUCAAUUUGUUAUUUCAAUAUGCAUUGUAGAGAUAGAUGUAACCUUGCACAUGCUCUAGACCUGGAUACCCUGCAAACUGGUUUCUGAAUAUAAUAUAACUUGUUAUAUAAUAAGAGGUUGUUUAAGAAUAUUACAUGGUUUGUGUAUUGUGCAACUAAUUGGCCUCGUAAUAUAGGAGAAAGCUUACGUGUUGGGCUAUUCCAUGAUAUUCGGAUGUUAUAGAAUGGUUGUGUAUAGAAUGUAAUGAAACGUAAAGCUGCAAUCAGAUGAUUAGUGUGUAAUAAAUUGUUUACUUACUU
Messenger RNA from Salmo salar (Atlantic salmon), 6214 nucleotides. RefSeq names its product rho GTPase-activating protein 27. Gene Ontology annotation, cellular component: cytoplasm. The record is from RefSeq and is a predicted model, not a curated record. NCBI's taxonomy places the organism in Eukaryota, Metazoa, Chordata, Actinopteri, Salmoniformes, Salmonidae. Gene Ontology annotation, biological process: regulation of GTPase activity; signal transduction. Gene Ontology annotation, molecular function: protein binding.